This is a messenger RNA of Aspergillus ibericus CBS 121593, 873 nucleotides long. Its product is annotated as mitochondrial carrier. The transcript is spliced from 5 exons. Gene Ontology annotation, molecular function: L-ornithine transmembrane transporter activity. The record is from RefSeq and is a predicted model, not a curated record. Gene Ontology annotation, biological process: mitochondrial L-ornithine transmembrane transport. Bases 1 to 873 code for a protein of 290 amino acids. NCBI's taxonomy places the organism in Eukaryota, Fungi, Ascomycota, Eurotiomycetes, Eurotiales, Aspergillaceae.
AUGGCCUCAAGCGCCGGGGAGACCUUCACGCCGGUAUAUACAUCAACGGGAUGGAGAGAUAAUGUAAAGGAUCUUGUGGCAGGGGCGGUGGGCGGAGCUGCUCAAGUGGUGAUCGGACAGCCGUUUGACCUCGUCAAAGUCCGCCUUCAAACGCAAGGAGGCAGUGCACUCUCCUUAACCCGACAAAUCUGGCAAAGAGAAGGCCCAUUGGCAUUUUACAAGGGCUCACUCCUCCCCCUGCUAGGCGUCGGAGCAUGCGUCAGCAUCCAAUUCAGCGCCUUCCACUUCUUCCAACACCAACUCACAUCCCCCAACCAUCGAACCCGCCCCACCCUCCCCCAAACCUACCUCUCCGGCGCCCUCGCCGGCCUAACCAACAGCAUCCUCUCCGGCCCCAUCGAACACAUCCGCAUCCGCCUCCAAACCCAGCCCACCACCCCAACCCCCCUCUACACCGGCCCCUUGCACUGCGCCCAAACCCUCCUCCGCAAAGGCGGCCUCCCCGCCCUCUACCGCGGGCAAACCGCCACCCUCCUCCGCGAAGGCCACGGCAUCGGAGUCUGGUUCGCCACCUACGAGUACUCUCUCUCCCUGGCCGCGAAGAAACAAUCCCUGACGCGCGAGUCGCUGCCGAAUUGGCAGAUCGCGCUGUGUGGCGCCCUCGCGGGCGAGAUGUUAUGGUUGUUGAGUCAUCCGAUUGAUGUCGUGAAGAGUCGGAUGCAGAGUGAUGGGAUUGGAAAGGAGCAGAGGUAUAGGUCGUUUCGGGAGGCGUGGGGGGUUGCGGUGAGGGGUGGGAGAGGAGGGGUUUGGGGGGGGUUGGGCACGGCGUUGUUGAGGGCGGGGCCGGUUUCGGCGGGGACGUUUGUUGUGUGA